AUAUUAAAUAUGCAAUAUUCAAACACUUACGAGUCAGUUGUCAAGACUUAAGUAAUCAGUGGAUAAGACCAAAAACCUUUAAAUUUGGGAUUGACUGAUGUGGAAGGAGCCAAGGUUAAUUUGUUAAUUAUGAAAAUAGGCUGUAGCAAGAAGAUUGUUUGAUACAUAUGAUAGAGAUAGAAAUGGAUAAAUUGAUAAUGUUGAAGUUGUUCCUAUGAUUGUGGAUGUUUACAAAUCAUUCAAUCGUAUUUUCUCACCUGCUAGAGGAGAUAUUGAUUCGUUUUACAAGUUGAAAAUAGUUGAUAUAUUUAUAUAGAGUUUUGGAUAGAAACCAAGAUGGCAAGAUAACCUACUAAGAUCUUGAGGAUCUAUGUAUCAGAUACUUAACUAACUAAACACCAACUAAUUUAAGAGCUUCUGAAGCCCCUCGUUAGAGUGGUCUCCAAUAAACAUCAUAAACAGUCACUUCACAAUACAGAAGAUCCCAAUAUUGAUUGUGAUUAGUAUAUAAAACGAAUUGCCA
Molecule: messenger RNA, 523 nt
Organism: Paramecium octaurelia
Lineage: Eukaryota; Ciliophora; Oligohymenophorea; Peniculida; Parameciidae
Source: the annotation of a GenBank genome assembly